UAAAAAAGAUUUUAAGAAAAUGCUAAUGCUUAUAUAGAGCACUUAACACAUACCAUAGCUGAGGCAAGGGUUUGCAGUGCUUCAAAACAAACCUUUGAGGUAGGUUCUGCUUUACAGAUGGAAUAAUGAGACCCAGGUAUGUCAAGACACUAGCUCAAGUUCAGAUAAGACGCUCAGAGGUCAGAUAAAGCUUUCUGAGACUACACAGCAAGCUAGCGGCAGAGCAAGGACAGAAACCGAUGUUUGUCUCCCCUUCUCCUGCCAAGGGGAUUCUCCCCUUUCCUGCACCCCUGGAGAACUGCCAGGGGUCCCUGAGAAAGCAGAGAUCGGGAAGUGCGAAAGGGAUGCCUCCAAGGGAGCAGGCAGCGGGAGAGGGCUGGGAAAAGGGGCUUCCGGGGCUACCGGGUCGCCAUAGCGAGUGUGAUGCAAUGACGCCCAUCGCUGCGUCAAAGGGCGGCUCCAGGGAUGCAGGCACUGCGGCAGAGCUGGUCCCCACCGCCCGCGCCCACCUCGCCCCUGCAGCCUGCCGCGGCUAAGCCAGCAGGCAAUCGCUGCUGCUAACCUUCCUCCGGCAUCAGGACCACCGCCUGGGACCUCCAGCGACCGCUGAAAACCUCUCUCUGCCACAGGUGACCCCUGACAACCACGCCCAGGUACCAGCCGUCCCAGACAACUGCUCCAAGCCAUCGGUAACCCCUGACAACCGCCACCAGCCACCCCCACCCCCACCCUGGUCCCCAGGCGCACCAUGAAGUCGACGGUGGGCUUGCGUCGUGGUGGGUCUGGCGGCCGUGGAAGUGGCGGCUGGGGCGGAGGGCGCGGGGGCGGAGGCGGAGCGGGCAAGGGAGCAGGAGGCGACGGCGGCCCUGGAGGCAAGGGCGGCUUCGGGGCGCGGACGCGCGGCUUCGGUGGCGGCCGGGGCCGGGGGCGCGGUGGCGGCGGAGGAGACGGCCGGGGGGACCGCGGAGGCGGCGGGCAGCUGCGCGGCGUGGCCAAGAGCAAGAACCGCCGCAGGAAGAGCGUCUUGACGGUGUCGGUGGAGCCGCACCGGCACGAGGGCGUCUUCAUCUACCGCGGGGCGGAGGACGCGCUGGUCACGCUGAACAUGGUACCGGGCCAGUCGGUGUACGGCGAGCGGCGGGUCACGGUGACCGAGGGUGGUGAAAAGCUGGAAUACCGCACGUGGAACCCCUUCCGCUCCAAGCUGGCCGCGGCCAUCCUGGGCGGGGUCGACCAGAUUCACAUCAAGCCCAAGUCCAAAGUGCUGUACCUGGGUGCCGCCUCGGGGACCACUGUGUCCCACGUCUCCGACAUCAUCGGCCCGGACGGCCUGGUCUACGCGGUCGAGUUCUCCCACCGCGCCGGCCGCGAUCUCGUCAACGUGGCCAAGAAGCGAACCAACAUCAUCCCGGUCCUCGAAGAUGCGCGGCACCCGCUCAAGUACCGCAUGCUCAUCGGCAUGGUGGACGUGAUCUUCGCCGACGUGGCGCAGCCGGACCAGUCCCGCAUCGUGGCUCUGAACGCCCAUACCUUCCUGCGCAACGGGGGCCACUUUCUUAUCUCCAUCAAGGCCAAUUGCAUCGACUCUACCGCGUCGGCCGAGGCGGUGUUCGCCUCUGAGGUGAGGAAGUUGCAGCAGGAGAAUUUAAAGCCUCAAGAACAGCUGACUCUGGAGCCCUACGAAAGGGACCACGCUGUGGUGGUCGGGGUCUAUCGGCCCCUUCCUAAGAGCGGUGGCAAGUAGCGCCCAGCUCGGGCGGUCCCUGAGAUGUGCCCAAGACUGUACUGUGCUCCGUGUUACUGUAUAUUUUCUUCGUGCACUGUUUUUCUAUUAAAUGACAUAAAGAAACAGUACCCAGGUGUAUCAGUGAGGCUACACUGAGUUAUCCCCACAUCUCCAAAUCCCCCAAACCCUAAAAUAGCUAAGAUACCUGAUGAAAGGGGUCAAUCAAGAACAACAGCUUGGGGACUGUGCCUACUCCACCCACUCAAAAUCCUGACUGCUCAGGGCCCCUCUUCACAUGUACUUCCUCAUCACAAGGGCUGGGGAAAUGAGCUUAUAAAGUUAUCUUUGGAAGGGAGGGUAGAGUUGGGGGGAGCACUUCCUACACAUUGACCACAUCAUGUGACCAAGCCUGACUCCAGGGAGUGACACUGGGUAUUGGCACUGGGACUAACCAUCUGUCUGACUCCAAGCCAGAGUUCUAAUCAUAAUAAAUAGUCAAUACUUUUCUCUUCA
Molecule: messenger RNA, 2239 nt
Organism: Cervus elaphus (red deer)
Lineage: Eukaryota; Metazoa; Chordata; Mammalia; Artiodactyla; Cervidae
Gene: FBLL1
Product: fibrillarin like 1
Exons: 1
Coding region: 749-1744 (331 amino acids)
Biological process (GO): box C/D sno(s)RNA 3'-end processing; rRNA methylation
Cellular component (GO): nucleolus; box C/D methylation guide snoRNP complex; Cajal body
Molecular function (GO): rRNA methyltransferase activity; histone H2AQ104 methyltransferase activity; RNA binding
Source: RefSeq, a predicted model, not a curated record